AUAGAGAACACUGCAGUGCCUUCAAAUCUACCCUUUCCUCCCACCCAUUUUGAGACAAGUUGAAGAAGAUCCCAUUUUGAAGGGGUUUUUUUUGUUCUGUUUGUUUGUUUGUUUGUUUUGUAGACCUAUACACCAAGAUUGAAUAAAGUGUGCCUGUCAGAUGUUGCUGGAUUUCAACUCCCAUCAGCCCUAUCCAUUUUUACUAACAGCGAAGGAUGAUGGGAGCUGCAGGCCACAUAUGUCUAGAAGGUCACAAAUUGUCCUCCCCUACUAUAAACACAUAUAACCUAGGAAUAUAUCACUAGGUCUUAGGCAUGUAUAGGAUUCUGUCAAUGUUACCAUAUGCAUUGAUGACUUUCAGGAUGUAGAUUUGCAAUUGUUCUCCAUUCUUAAGUAUGAGUAGUCUGAGUAGCCAUAACUAAUAUGCAUUCAUUCCUUGCUCUCUCUCUCUCUCUUUGACUUUUUUUUAAUUUGGAUACACUGCAGAGUGGAGUCUUUUCCUUGGUUUAGCAGGAAAUCCAUUUUAGAAAGCACAGAAGAUGGAGGAAUCCAGCUCGAAAGCACAAACAAAGAACAAGACACAGGAGCUCAUCAUAAUUUGGCUCGCACAGCCCCUGUCAGCCUUCAUCAUUUUGACCAAUGUUUUCAUCAUCCUUGGGAUCCUCUUCAACCGGAAGCUUCAUGGUGCCACCAACUGGUUCUUCGUGAGCCUACUCUUUGCUGAUCUUCUGGCUGGAGCAGCCCUUCCAUGUAUCCCUCAGAUGUCCUUUGAGAUGGAGUUGGAAUACCACAGUUGCUUUUUAAAAUAUGUGGUACCCAACUUCCUUUUCCUCUCUUUCUUAGCCAAUCUGCUGCUGGUACACUAUGUCAAGUAUGUGUGUAUCAUACACCCACUACACUAUCAAAGUUCCUGGGUGCAUCGCUGGGCUGCUCUUUACAUAGUCCUGGCCUGGGCUGCUCCCUUGAUCUUCGCUGCCCUACCACUGGCUUGGAACCAGUGGAAGCCCAAUGUAAACUGUUCUUUCGAUCUUGUCUUUCCCAUGACUUAUCUCUACUUAGAAACAUAUGGCUUCCUUAUUCCAGCCAUCCUUGCCAUGGCCUUUAUGUGUGUCCAGGUACUGUGUGUCGCCCAAAGACAUCUGAAGAACAUUACAAAACUCCUCCAUUCAGUGAAUCAAAGUCAGGCCCCUUCAGAACUGGAGCAGCAACUAGAACUGAGAAAUGCUAAGAGUAUCAUCAGUGCGUCUCUCAUUUUCCUGGUCUGCUGGGUACCCUACAUUGCUUGCUUGAACAUCUCAUUGUUAGCUUCAAAGCAUAAUAUCAGUCCACUGGUUCUCACUGUUGUUAGUUGCAUAGGCACUGGCAGUGCUGCUGCAGUACCCAUCAUCCUCAGUCUUGGCAACCACCAGUACACACAAUUUUGGAGGGACUUGGCCACCAAAGUCUGUGCAGACUGCUGCCAAGGACAGAGGUGCAAAGAAAAGCAAGGCAAGCCAAAAGUUAAGUUGGCACAUGGUAAUGUUUGCACCAUAGAGGCAGACUCAAAUGAUGCACAAGGCUGAUACCUCCUCCACACAGAGUCAUUAUGUUCUCCCCAGCAGCAAGCAAAACCAGGAGAGACCAAAAAAACUGGGUAUGUAAUGUUUACUGGGUAACCUGAUACUUUGCGGAGUGGACUCCUUACUGCACUGUGACCCUGUGGGGCUCCUUUGGUUAUUAUAAGAAGGUGUGUCUCUGUUGUGGUACCCCACCAUACAGAAUUAUUCUUGAUUAAGAUGACAUGGGCUCCCAGGGCAGAAUGUUUUUGCCAUCACCUAUUUAUGGCCUAAAUUCCCUAAAGGAACUAGAUCCCAUCUGAUCUUGAAAAUUAAAGCAUGGUCAGCCCUGGUUAGUACUUGGACGGGAGUCUGCCAACUAAUACCAGGUGCUGUAGGCUAUAUUUCAGAGGAAGCGCCUGGUAAAACUGUCUCUGAAGAUUCCUCCCUAAUAAAACCUUAUGAAACUCAUGGAGUGGACAUAAGUCAGCAAGUGACUUAGCCUGUGUGUGCAUGCACACACAUGUGCACUACCUAUAAGUUCUCCCAGGCCUGUUUAUUUUUCUGAUGGUUGACAAUGUGAGUUACCUUUGGUUUUUAAUAGAUAUUCUUGUUUCUAUCUAUUGGUCUUAUUGUAUCUGGUUUCAAUAUAAACUUUUUUUAAGUUUUUGUUUAAAUGAAGGAAUGUUUUUAAAGAGUACUUAGGUAAAUACAGUAAAGUAGACCUUUGAAAUUUGCUUUUUUCCUAUAUACCAAGUAGCCUAAAGAUAUAUUUUUACAUCUAAUUGGAAUCCCUAGUAUAUGAACUUCGCAGGAAUUAGCAUUCCUUUUGUCAUUAAUAUAAUUUAUUAGCUAUUAGUUAUUGUUUUUGUAUUAUUUAUGUUAUUUAUAUCCUGCCUUUAUCCUGACAUGAGACCAAAGGUAGCUUAUAAUAAGACUAAAACAAGAUAAAACUAAACAUUCUAAUAAUAAAAAAUUGAAAUGCAAUUAAAAAAUUAAACAUAUUAUUCACUAUUAAUUCUAAAAUGUAUAAAAUCAUUUUAAAACAUAACAAUAAAGGUAAAAAUAUAAGACACAUGCAUGCCCUUUAAAAACAUUCCCCAACCUAUGAAUCAUCAAAUGUUUGUUUAAAUAAAAAGAUCUUUACCUGCUGGAGAAAGGCAGACAGAAAGGGGGGCCAGCCAAGUCUCUUGUGGAAAGUAAUUCCACAUCCAAGGAACAACCACUAAGAAGUCCCUAUCAUGUGUCCUCACCAGGCCAGACUAUGAUGGGUGUAGGGCUAAGAGAAAACCAUCCACUGAGGACCUAAAAAUAUGGUAAGUCCAUAUAAAGAGAUGUAAUCCAGAUCGGUCUGGAUCCGAGCCAUAUAGAAGUUUAUAUGACAUAAUCAGCACCGUGAAUUGUGCCUGGAAAUGAAUGAGUAGCCAGGGGAGCUGUUUCAACAUGUUCCCUGUAACUGGCACCACACAGCCCGCUGGCCACAACAUUUUGGACUGAAUGAAGUUUCCAAACAGUUUUCCAGGGCAGCCCCACAUAGAGUGCAUUAUAGUAAUCCAAAUGGGAUGUAAUCAAGACAUGUGUUGCUCUUCCCAAAUCUGACAUCUCCAGAAAUGGAUGCAAAUGGCACAUUAGUCAUCAGUGUGCAAAUGUUCUCCCGGUCAGUGCUGAAACUUGGGCAUCCCUCAAUCCCAACAUUUUCAUUUGAUUUUCAUACACGUGUAUUUCUGCUUUUUUUUCUCUAUAUGCAUGCAUCUGCACUGUAGAAAUAAUACAGCUUGACACCAAUUUAACUGCC
Sceloporus undulatus (fence lizard) is the source of this 3330-nucleotide messenger RNA. RefSeq names its product G protein-coupled bile acid receptor 1 (gene GPBAR1). The coding region runs from base 540 to 1562 and encodes 340 amino acids. Gene Ontology annotation, biological process: G protein-coupled receptor signaling pathway. Lineage: Eukaryota; Metazoa; Chordata; Lepidosauria; Squamata; Phrynosomatidae. The record is from RefSeq and is a predicted model, not a curated record. Gene Ontology annotation, molecular function: G protein-coupled receptor activity. Gene Ontology annotation, cellular component: membrane. The transcript has 2 exons.